This is a messenger RNA of Hypoxylon trugodes, 1041 nucleotides long. Its product is annotated as mitochondrial import inner membrane translocase, subunit Tim17/22. Gene Ontology annotation, cellular component: TIM22 mitochondrial import inner membrane insertion complex. The transcript is spliced from 3 exons. Gene Ontology annotation, molecular function: transmembrane protein transporter activity. Bases 119 to 652 code for a protein of 177 amino acids. The record is from RefSeq and is a predicted model, not a curated record. Gene Ontology annotation, biological process: protein insertion into mitochondrial inner membrane. Lineage: Eukaryota; Fungi; Ascomycota; Sordariomycetes; Xylariales; Hypoxylaceae.
AAAAAUAAUUAUCUUCGAUCCUUAUCGCAUAUACACUCGCCCUACAAUACUACGUCGUCGCUGAAAGUCACAUCCUUAUUCUACUUCUUUCCUCUUUUUACUAACCAGAGCUUGCAAGAUGAACGGCUUACCUGGAGCUGGAGCUGGAGGUCCUCCGGGACCGGGACAAUAUGACCCCAACGAUCCUAACAUCAAGCGGUUAAAUGCAAUGAUGGAGUCCUGCUUCGGCAAAGCCGCCGUCUCUGGCGUAAUGGGUUUCGGCAUGGGCGGACUCUUCGGAAUGUUCAUGGCCUCCAUGUCCUACGACACACCCUUCCACACCCCCGGCGGUCCGGGCACAACCGCCCAACCCAUAACCUCGCUCCCCCUACGCCAACAACUAAAAGUCGGCUUCAAAGACAUGGGAACACGCUCCUACAGCACAGCCAAAAACUUCGGACUCGUGGGUCUCAUGUUCGCGGGUAUAGAGUGUGGGAUCGAGGGAUACCGCGCUAAGAACGAUAUGUUAAACGGUACCGCUGCGGGAUGUUUGACUGGUGGAAUAUUAGCGCGAAGCGGUGGACCUACGGCCGUUGCGGGUGGAUGUGCCGCGUUCGCGGCGUUUAGUGCGGCGAUUGAUGCGUGGUUGCGGCAGCCGAAGGAUGAUGAAUAGAUGGAAGAGAUUUGAAAAUGAGGGUGUAUAAUUAAAACGAUAUACAUGAGGACAGCUCCUAAAGCGGCUUCUCGGUAUUGGAAUGGCGUUGGGUCGGGGCUUGCAUAACAUCAGAGGCGUUCCGGUUUCCGCGGGUGUAUAGAUGAAAAGGGGAUUCGGUCACAUUCUCCACUUACGAUCUCGAUGUGUAUAGAAGUUAUCGCGGAGUAACUACUCUGGUCUGGUGCGAUAUGCCAAUCGAUAAACCAGCGUUAUAUGUGAUACUAAUGACAAUGUUCACAAACGCAUCCCCGUGCAUUAGAGACUUUUUAUAGUCUAUUAUUAAUGGAGUUUAGACGACUCAAGUGAAAGCUGUGUAUAUUACGUUUACUAUGGCAGCUAUUGCAUAC